AAUGCAAUGGCCUAGUCGAGGCUUAGUGUUGGUUGAACAGCCGUAGGCAAAUUAACAUUGACAAUGCGUAAGGGAACUUUAUUGGUCUGUCUAAUCCUGGCCAGCUGCUGCUUUAUGAGCCAGGCUUAUCCCCAGAGUGCAGCUGCUACUGAUAGUACCACAACAACAACGAUAAGCACAACUACAGCCAGUUCUGUGGAUGACAACAAGAUAAAGGAUGAGGAAAGCAGCACAACGAAGUCCAGCACCACAGUAGGCAGUAAUCCAGCUGAGGACUCCACAACGAGAUCCAGCACCACAACUGAUAGCACCACUGGAAGCAGCAAUGCAGCUGAGGACUCCAGCACCACAGCGGCCAGUAGCACCACAUCUGCCAGCAAAGACAAUUCCGAGUCCAGCACCGCUCAGCCAGCUGUGGUUCAUAGCACCACACCUGCAGCUGCACCCAGCACCACCGGCACCAGCAGCACCAGCACCACAUCCUCUGCCACUCCAACGGAUGAGGAGCUGAAGGAGCUGCUGCAAAAGUGCGAGGAGCUGCGUCGACGCAAGAAGCGGGACAGCUCCUCCUCCUCCUCCUCCUCCUCCGCCUCAUCUGAGGAAGACGACGACAGCGCGGAGCAAAAGGCGCAGAAAAAGGAACGCAAGAAGCUCAAGAAAAUGUGCAAGAAGCUGAGGAAGCAACAGGAAAGCAAAGGGGAACCGAACCUCAAGGAGCUGGCUGAAGGAUUGCGUGCCUACAACGAGCGACAGAGCCAAAGGAAACAUUAAAUUAAACAAAUAACAGCACAGCUUUUUUUAUGUAUUUUUUUUUUUUAAAUGACUCAUUUGAUGUAUUUGUAUAAUAAUAAACAACUAUCUAUUGUAAUCAGAAUGA
Drosophila innubila is the source of this 877-nucleotide messenger RNA. RefSeq lists its product as uncharacterized. The transcript has a single exon. NCBI's taxonomy places the organism in Eukaryota, Metazoa, Arthropoda, Insecta, Diptera, Drosophilidae. The coding region runs from base 64 to 771 and encodes 235 amino acids. The record is from RefSeq and is a predicted model, not a curated record.